This is a messenger RNA of Hyalella azteca, 2701 nucleotides long. RefSeq lists its product as uncharacterized. The record is from RefSeq and is a predicted model, not a curated record. The coding region runs from base 323 to 2077 and encodes 584 amino acids. Lineage: Eukaryota; Metazoa; Arthropoda; Malacostraca; Amphipoda; Hyalellidae. The transcript is spliced from 3 exons.
AGAUACCGUACAUGCAUCAUCAUUUCUUUACAAAAAAUUUGCAAGAUGAGCAUUCAGACAUUUGGCCAUUCUGUUGUUAACAAGACAUAGUUCUGUAAGAAGAAAAAUUUCAUCCAGCUUAUUUAUUCAUAUAUUGUAACAGCUUACAAGGACAGUGUUUGGCAAGCUCUAUUCUACAAAACUGUUAGAGCUUGAGCUGCAAUAAAACACCUUCAAUUGUGAGGAGGUGACCCCUAAUGAGAAUUGUACUGCGGAAAAUGAGAAUUAUCUGAGACAAAUACCGUACUUCUCUUCCAAAGAGCGGUUUGUUACACAAUUGCCAAUGGAGUCCAUCAACACUUGUAAGCCACCAAGCAAUGGCCUGCUGGAACCUGUUGCUGGUGCCUCCAAUUCUGCUGUGAAUUCCAACAAUCUGCCACUUCAAAGGCUCCAGUCCCAGUCUUCUCCAAACCAAGUUUCAAGUAAUGGAGUAUGCACAAGCAAAACUUUGCUUGAUGAAAUAAUUACAAAAAAUCUCAAAAAUGUGCAGAAUUCAUCUUCUAGUCAAAAAGACAGAAAUAGUUCUGUUGAUCCAUCUCCCUUGCAUGCAGCCAUUAAUGCAAAACCUCGGCUAUUUGAAGUGGAGAACAGGUUCUCAAAAAUGAUAGACAACAUUGACAGCUUACUGAAAGGAGUCAAUGCAUAUGGACUAAAAAAAUUCUUAAGAGCAAGCAAGAACCUACCAAUUACUCAUAGGAAAAAGACAGUAACUGGAUCUGAAGAUGAGAAUAACCAGCUGCAUUUAGAGAAGGGUGAUGGUUCUGUAAAAGAUUCCUCAAAUGAAAUGGGAACUCUGAAAGAUGCUUGUCUUGAUUCUCAUGCAAGUAAACGUUGUCGAAAUUUUCUUAAAGGAAAAAAGUGCCAAGAAGUAUGCUCAAAGUUGCAUCGACUGCCAAAGGAAGAUGGAAUUAAGUGCAUUUCUGAACUGUAUGGUGAGUGUUAUAUGGGGAAUACAUGCAUUUUCGUUCAUGAAAAUGAAUUGAAUUCAAAUGAAGGGAAUGUGCCCAAUAUUAGAGAGGGAAAAGCAUUGAAGUUUCCAAAGUUAAAGGACAAAAUUCAAAAUUUGGUGCAAAGCCCACAACAGGAAAAUACUUUAAAUGCAACUUGCAGAGGUGCUACAGAAACGUCUACUGUAGCUUUCAGUUCUUCAACUUCAAGUGAUUCAGCAAGUGGUAAUUUGAUUUCAAUGCAUGCAAGUUCCAAAGAACAUCAUAGUUCAGAUCUUGAACGCACUUGUGCCGAUGACUUUCUGGAAGAUGUUCCUCCAAAUGCUGAUUGUGAUGAAACCCUUGAGAAUUCUAAUCCCGAGGAUGAAGAAUUUAUUAGAAGCCCUGUUACAGAGACAUCUUGUAGUCCAGAAAAUGCAAUCAAUGUUUCUAAGCAGACUGAAGUGGGUGUUAAACGUCACUUGGAUAAAGGAAUGGAAGAGCUGGAGAAAUUGGACUCUGCUAACAAGAGAAUUAAGAACGAAUCGGGGGAUGGAGGAACCAAUAAAUCCUCAUCAAAUGAAGUUGAACAAUGUCAAAUAAUUGCUAUAAAAUUAGAAGAAGUAGAACCAGUAACAGUUAAACAUGAACUUUUUAAAUAUGAGUUUAUUGAAUGUCCUCCGCCAGUUAAACAAGAAGAGUGUACUCCGAAAUUCCCUGAUCCAUCUGGCAACAUGGAAGAAUUAAAUAGUGAAUUGAUCAUCAGUGUUCCAAAUGGUUAUAAAUCUCUUCCAGAACACAUAUUGUCUGAUGUUAGCUCUUUAUUUUUGACACUGCUCAAGCAAAAUAGCAAAUUCAAAUAUACAGUCAAGUCUGUAAAUUCUUAUGUUGAACUUUUUGAAUACCUGCAGUUCUGCAAUAUUCCCGUUCUUGAUGAAACCAAACACCCAAAGCAAUUUGUAUGGGAAGUUCAUUUGAGACUUGCCUUGUGUGCACUUCUUGAUGUUGAUGAAGCAAGGGAGUACCAGAAAGAUAUUGAGAGACAUCUGAUGAAUGAUCCAUUCAAUAGUUUCUUGAAGCGAACCUUGCAGCGAGUGCACAAACCUGCUUGAGCAAAGUAACGUAUGCCAAUGUUACAUGUGUUAGGCAUUUCGGUUAAUUUAAUUGCUAAUUUGGUAUACAGAUGUGACUUGUUGUUUGAACUUUUUAAUUAUUCCUGUUAGUGAUUUAAUACAAAGUUUUUUUCAUAUUUUCACAAAAGUGACAUGAAAGAAGUGGCUACAAAAAUAACCACUCAUUGCCUUAGUAAUUCCAAGGUUUUAUUCCUCAUUGGAAUUUGUGUGGAUCACUUGACUUUUGUGUAUUAACUUACUUAAAAUAAAUUCCAAAAUUUAGUUAGCCUGCAUGAAAUUGAACAAGGAAUUUAUUUUCUCCUGUGAUUCAAUUAAGGAAUAAACUUCUUGACUCCUAGGCAGUUCUCCUCUCAUUAUCUUGCAAGAUGUGGAUGUGAGUGUACAAUUAUGUACAUAGUAGCUUUUGGAUUAAGUGUUCCUCCUAGUUCUGGUAGAUUGUUUAAACCUCAUAUGAUACUUACUUCUUUUCCGGAAAGAUUGGAUUGAACUGUGUUCAUGAAUUAGGUGUUAUUUUGCUGUCUCAAAAAUCCAAUUGAUGUAAGCUAUCUACACGUCAUUUUUUUCUAAAUUUUACAUUGUAAACAAUAAAUUUAUGUGCCAUGA